This is a messenger RNA of Clunio marinus, 183 nucleotides long. NCBI's taxonomy places the organism in Eukaryota, Metazoa, Arthropoda, Insecta, Diptera, Chironomidae. The record is from the annotation of a GenBank genome assembly.
AUGUCAGAGAAAAACACGCGACUGAACAUUAGAAAUCUGGAUAAUCUUUUUGCCAGGGAAAACUUGCAGAUUUCGUUGAAUCAGCUACUUGAAGAUUCUCAUUCCAUAAUGAAAGUUCGUCAAAGUGGGAAAAAAUUAUGCGGUGAAAAAUUUUCUUCUCAUAAUUAUGCUAAACCAACAUAA